Molecule: messenger RNA, 3043 nt
Organism: Dufourea novaeangliae
Lineage: Eukaryota; Metazoa; Arthropoda; Insecta; Hymenoptera; Halictidae
Gene: tau
Product: microtubule-associated protein 4
Exons: 9
Coding region: 1-2793 (930 amino acids)
Biological process (GO): microtubule cytoskeleton organization; neuron projection development
Cellular component (GO): neuron projection
Molecular function (GO): microtubule binding
Source: RefSeq, a predicted model, not a curated record
AUGGCUGAUGUUGACAACACGAAGAAGCUGCAGCAAGUAGAAAACUCUCUUCCGAAAGAGAAAAUGCGCGAAUAUGCGGAAAACGAUGACGACGAUGAUGUCGUUAUGGACGGUAAGAAAUCACCGCAUGCUGAUGCUUCCAGAGGGAAAGAAUCGAUCGAAUCAAAGUUACCAAACAAAGGAAAUAUUCUUCAGUCCAUAAAAAGGCCAGAAAUCGCUACGUUAAAUGGAAAAGUAAGUACAAAUUAUGGGAUUGCUGGGAAGCUUAAUGAGCAAAUUAAUAAUACUGCUGCUGAUCACAAAGCUGAGAAAUCAGAGAGCCAAGCUGUAGAAUCUAUUAAAUAUACAGGUACCACUAGACCGGUUAAUUGCGCAGGUUCAGUAAAGCUUAACGACAGAACACACACAGAUGGCGCUGGCAAGCAGGAAAAAGCAGAUGACAAACUGAAGGAAUCAGUAGAGAAAGUAGUCGAGAACAAAAAUAUCACUGACAAAGCGGACUCGAAUGAAAAAUGUAUCAUGAAAUCAACAAGGACGCAAAAGGACAGAAUUUCUUCAACAGCUCCUGCCGUUAGAGACCACGAAGGAAACAAAUCCGAUAAAGAAUCUCUGAAUAAACAGAAGGAAUUAAGUGUGAAAUGUCCAGAUGGAUCACGCGCAAGUACACCAACCGAGGCGAGUCAGAAUCAGAAAGAUCAAGAAUUGAAAACACCUUCAAAAUCUCUAGAUAGGUCGCGCGAAGUUUCACCAAGAGAAAUGAAUCAACAUAAAACCAAGGAUGAACAGAAAAAACGAAUGAAAAUCAAAACGAACAAGAAUCGAGAGUGCCUUCGAAAUCUUUGGAUAAAUCACGCGCGUGUACAACCAGACAAAUCUCGACUGAGUACGCCGGCAGAAACGAAUGAACUGAAAGUUCAAGAUAAAUCGCCGAACAAAUCCCGAACGAGUACACCUACAGAAACGAAUGAAAAUCAAAACGAACAAGAAUCGAGAGUGCCUUCGAAAUCUUUGGAUAAAUCACGCGCGUGUACAUCGGUGGGAGCGAAUGAAGGUCAGAAAAAAGAAGAAUUAAAAGCGCAAAACGAAACACCUACUAAACUAAGUAAAAAUAGUAAUGAAGAAAAAUUGAAAUUAAGGCAGAGUCCGCUGGAAGAAGUGAACGUCGAUAAAAGGAAGCACGAGUCAAAGGUGAUAGGCAAAGAGUUGGAUGAAUCGCAUGAGAAUAUAUCGACAAUAGUGGAACCUAACCAAGUACCAGAAUCUAAAGAAUCGUCUCAAACAUGUAAACAGUCAAGCGAAGAAAAGGGAUUAGAAAAUUCUGCGAAGAGUAUUUCCACGGCUGAGAAAACUUCUGUCGAAGAGUCAACAAAAUCAGUGAAGAAUGAUGAAAAGGAUAUUAAGGUAAUUUCUGAUGAUUUCGAGAAACCUGCCAUAAAUACUUUGGAGCCGAAGAUAAUUAGCUCGAAUACAAGUUUACCUACCUCUGCAAAAAAAAUAGACCGAUCAUCGAAAUCUCCAGCGUCAUCUGCGAGUCCGGAGAAAUUAACGACAGCAGAAUCAACGUUCUCUUCCCCAAGGUCCCCCGAGGAUAGUAUUAAAGGUUUCGAUAAUGGACAAAUGAGAUCGUUGUCAGUGAAAUCCUCACCGCUACUCAGUCCUCAGUCACCUGUUUCCCCAAAAUCACCGACCGACAACGCGAAAUCCGUAAGCCACGAAAAGAAAAAGACCACAUUUGUCGAAAGUUCGAUCGACAAGGAAGUAGAUUAUGAGAAAAAGACACCUGAUUCGAAAACACCGUGGAAAUCGUCCACGCCUAGAAUUCAAAGAGCACCCACGCCGGCUAAGUUAGAUGAAAAAUCAGAAAGGAAGACCACAACGACGAUGACGACAGGUAUUGAAAAUGGCAAUGCAACGGAUGAAUACUCACAACAUAAUACGAUACCAGCGACGAACGGAGUUGUGGACUCACCAACGAAAUCACCCUCCAUAUCUAAGAAUACGGAUAAAGGAUCAACAGCUGGGUCACCCGUAAAGUCACCAAACAAAUCGAUUAAAUCAUUACCACGAACUCCAGAAACUCCUUCGUCGACAGCUGGUCAAGAGAAGAAAAAAUUGCCUAUGAACAAAGUUCAAGUGGGCGCAGCACCUUCUCCCAACUUAAAAACGGUCCGAUCGAAAAUCGGCUCGCUGGAAAACGCAAGCUACAAACCAGGCGGUGGUAAGGUGAAAAUAGAAAAUAGAAAGCUCGACUUCAGCAAGGCACAACCCAAAAUCGCUGCGAAAAAUGAAAAAUAUGCACCCAGCGGAGGCGACAAAAAGAUCGCUCAAGUUAAGCUCCAAUGGAACGCAAAAUCGAAAAUCGGAUCCUUGGAGAACGCAACGUACAAGCCUGGUGGCGGUGAUAAGAAAAUCGAGACGGUGAAACUCGAUUUUAAGAACAAAGCCAAGCCUAAAGUCGGCUCCAAAGAUAACGCUAAACACGUACCUGGUGGUGGUAGCAUCAAAUCAUCGGCAACGCCUCCUAAGACGCCACAGGGUACGAGCGAUAACAUCCAAACACAAAAAGUCGAAAUCAAAGCUGAGAGUAAAAUCGGAUCUCUGGAUAACGUGAAACAUAAACCCGGUGGUGGCGAAAAAAAGAUUUUCGACGACAGGGACUACCUUCGACAAACUGGUUCCAACGUGGAAAGCCUCAGUGGCAGUGGAUCACAGAGCCCCGUGCCCCCUGGCACGUUCACCGCCAUGAAGAACGAUCAGCCUACUUCGGACGAGAACCUCAACCAAGAAUGUUAGGUCACCAGACUUCGAACGCUAGACUCGCUUUUCGUGUCAUUACGUCUAAUUAAUCAUCCCUAUUUUUCUACCCCAAUGGUUGAAUUUAAGGGGUGCGUUCACCUGUUUAACGGAUCGAAACAGUAUCGGCACAUAUGAGGACGAACGAACGAUAAAAAUUCAUUUGAACAUAACGUUACAGAAUGAACUUGAAUCAGCCAAUCGGUAAAGGUCGAUCGAUUCAAAAUUUAACGACAUUACUGUUUUGGAA